Messenger RNA from Anopheles marshallii, 1113 nucleotides. Its product is annotated as fibroblast growth factor receptor-like 1. The transcript is spliced from 4 exons. Gene Ontology annotation, molecular function: fibroblast growth factor binding; fibroblast growth factor receptor activity. The record is from RefSeq and is a predicted model, not a curated record. Lineage: Eukaryota; Metazoa; Arthropoda; Insecta; Diptera; Culicidae. Gene Ontology annotation, cellular component: plasma membrane. The coding region runs from base 1 to 1113 and encodes 370 amino acids.
AUGAACUGGAUGCCCACGUACGCCAAGCUGCAUCCCGGUGCAGUGUUUUUUGUGCUACUACUGACCUGCACGCCACGGCAUUCGUGUACCGUUGAUAGCAGACCGGCAUCGACCGAUGUUGAGAUACCCAAACUACAACAAUGUAUUGCCGGUGCGGACACUCGCCUUAGGUGCGGUAUCAAGGAGCAUCAUGCGGAUCAUAUGAAUUCUUCCGAUGUGCAGUGGUACUUUAAGCCGUGCGGCGGUGGUGGCUUUCAGCACAUGACAUGCAGUAACCCUGCCAUCCUGGACACGCUCGAUUGGCAUCCGCUUGAGUGCGAUAAUAAGCCAUGCAAGGUCACGCUGACCAUACACAACGUUUCGGAAACGGACGCCGGACUGUACCGGUGCACGAUACAUCCCUACCGGACGGACAAUCAAACCCAGCUAGACAUACAGCUCGUCCGAACGUUCGAACUGGUGGUGACAAAGUGGCCGCUCGAUGAGUCAAUACCGGCACCCGAACUGUUGGACAAUCUGCCCGCCAAUACGACGGCUAUCAUUGACACGCAAAUCGUCCUGCAGUGUCUGGUGCGCAGCAAGGUGCAACCCACCAUUAAGUGGUUCCGGCGUAUCAACAAACCGCUCGGGGAGCACAACUUCAAUCAGAACAAAUCGAUCCGGUAUUUGGAGAAUUCCUACGAGCUGCUACCGUCGGCUGGCGAAAAGCUCCUGUCGUACGAUGUCUAUCUGAGCAAGUUGAUCCUGUACAAUGCGUCCGAGCGCGACAUCGGGAUAUACGUGUGCGUCGGCAUUAAUUAUGUCGGUGUCAGCAUGGCCGAUGCGUACGUCAAUCUUGUGCAUACCAACGGGAUGCCGGUGCAGGGGUCAGCCGGUGGAUACGUAGGGCUUAUGGUGCUCUUUCUAAUACCGAUUGCACUGGCGGUUGUUCCUCUGAUAGGCUGGGUAGUGUUAAAUGUAUUACGCGCAAGGCAUCACUCCGAGGAAAAGUCACUGGUGCAUCAACCCGCUGCUACCAACGCUUACGAACCACACCUGCAACGACAUCACGGCAGGAAAUGUAUCAGACCGGACAAAAGAGAACAUUUGUAUGAAACGGUUAAUAUGGUGUGA